GCUGGAUCUUGAGCCAUCAGACAGAGAGCAGCAGCCCGGGAGGCCGUUUUAAAAAAGAUUGUACAGUUUAGACUGCCCCAAAAACUUAUUACAUACCACCAACGAGCACAAUGGCUGCCCCCGUAAUUCAUAAUUUGACCCUGCCAUCGCACCCUCAUCUCUAUUUCCCAUUUCCCAUCCCAUGAUAAUUUUCCUCUUGCAAUCCCCAAACCAUCACCACCAUUCCCAUCAUCGUCGUCACUUUUUCGCCAGACCGUGCCCAGCCUUGAAAACCACCGCCUCACCUCGCCCGUAACCCUAGGCAUCGCAGGCGUCCGCUGGCACCGCACCGGCCAGGGCCUAUCUCCGAAAGGGCAGAUUGGCACCGACGCCUCUUAGGACAAGAAGCGCUUUAAACGUCGGAUCUCGGGUGGAUCACUUCACACUUUGCCAGGUUGAUGACCUGACCAACCCAAUCUAAAUACAAAGUGCACAAUCCCACCAAAGGUUUUCCCCCAAAGAAAGAUCUUACUCUCAUACAUUCCUACCAUCUUUCCACACCUUUCUUUAUUGUCUCAUCAACGCAUCACCACCCCAACGCAACUUCAUCAAAUCGUCGCGUAUUUUUUUUCGCUAUGCCGACUCCAAGCAAGGCCUCUGCCUCUGCCAAAGAGAAGGACCGACGAAAAUCCUCAGGCAAAUCUUCGAAUCUUAUCACCCUGCGCGUCCCGGCUAUCAAGCUUAAGAAGCUCCUCGACCCGACAUCCGUUAAGGAAGAGUCGCCUGUGAAGGAGUCUCCUGCUUCGACUACCCUUCCCAGCGAGCCGGCUCCGGCCGCGUCAAAUGGCGACAAUGGGUCCGCGUCUAGUCCCGGUACCCCAGCCGCCGCGGGAACGCCGUCGCAGGUGCCCAUGGGGCCCCCGACGGAGGCUCCCAAGAAGAAAGGCGUGAAGAGAAGUGCUGCUACGGCGAAUGGUUCCGACCCAACAGCUAAGAUUAGGGGCAAGCCUGGCCCCAAGAAGAAGCCCAGAUUGGAGGACGGCACUAUUGAUCCUAGUGGACGAGCCAAUGGAGGCAACUAUCACAAACUCGGACCGAAGGCGAAUCAGGGUGCUAUCAACGCUGGGCUUCGCGCACUUGAUCGCUCAGGCGCUCCCUGCCGGAAGUGGAACAGGGGUGGCUUCAGAGUCAAGAGUUUUACAGGUGUAAUCUGGGAGAUCCCUCGUUGGACUGCCCCGCCUAAACCUAAGCCCCAACCCACCACAGAGGGGACUGCUGCCUCUGCCGAGAGCAGCAAUAAAGAAAACAAAGAAGGCAGCCAGUUGAAGAGCGAGAAUAGCAAUAGCCAUGUUGAUGGUGAACAGCAAAGCAUGCCACCAAGUAUCAACGCGAGCUCGCCGGCUCCUACACCUGUUGCCGCUGCUUCUUAGGCCGAUGCCUUACAUUAGCAUUCUAUUAUAAUGGCACCAUUGGCCGCCAUGUGUAUUUGAUAAAGGGUCUACAGGGUUGACGAAAAAGCAAGGCGUUUAGGACUGCAGCUACGAUGCGAGCUUAGGGGUGACGAGGGGUUACAUUACUCGUAUUAAUAGACUGCGAGGUGCUUGCCUCAGGUCCCAAUGCAGUCUCGGUUUAGAGGGCAGAUUCAGAUUUGCUUUACUUGGCGUUAGAGGGAUACGGGGAGGAUUGUACACUAUGGUUUACAUUAUGGCGUUGCGACUAUAAAAAUACGGAAAGUCGGCACAGAACAACGGGUGAAGCAAGGUCAUACAUUUAUUUGCUGCCUUUGGUCAUGGCUUCUAUGAAUUCUUAUACAAUGUUGUUAUUACUGCUUAGGUGUCUGAGAACAGAGGAUCUGUGUGACUGGCUUGUGAGCCCUUGUUGCUUAAUUGAUGAGUUUUGAGGAUUAUUAGACCAGUUUAUCUGAUGAUGCUGUGAUGUCCUUCAUAUAAUAUCUCUC
This is a messenger RNA of Daldinia vernicosa, 1936 nucleotides long. RefSeq names its product DUF1711-domain-containing protein. The transcript is spliced from 2 exons. The coding region runs from base 615 to 1409 and encodes 264 amino acids. Lineage: Eukaryota; Fungi; Ascomycota; Sordariomycetes; Xylariales; Hypoxylaceae. The record is from RefSeq and is a predicted model, not a curated record. Gene Ontology annotation, cellular component: Ino80 complex. Gene Ontology annotation, biological process: chromatin remodeling.